Molecule: messenger RNA, 3079 nt
Organism: Sycon ciliatum
Lineage: Eukaryota; Metazoa; Porifera; Calcarea; Leucosolenida; Sycettidae
Product: double-strand break repair protein MRE11-like
Exons: 21
Coding region: 151-2301 (716 amino acids)
Biological process (GO): meiotic DNA double-strand break formation; mitotic G2 DNA damage checkpoint signaling; double-strand break repair via homologous recombination
Cellular component (GO): Mre11 complex; site of double-strand break; nucleus
Molecular function (GO): single-stranded DNA endonuclease activity; 3'-5'-DNA exonuclease activity; manganese ion binding
Source: RefSeq, a predicted model, not a curated record
UUGAAAAUGAAAGCAAUGAUUUCCUCUUCUGAAUCUAUUCUAGCAUUUGAGUAGACGGUGACUGAUCAUCUGUACCAGUGGCCAAGGUGUUCGGGGAGUCAUUCUUCUUCUUCUUCUGGAGAGAAUUCCCUGGAGUGAAGAGAAGAGCCGAUGGCUGAGCGACUGCAGCACCCAUCGCAGGAUGAGGACAAUACAUUCCGGAUUCUGAUCGCUACUGACAAUCACGUGGGCUACUUGGAGCGCGACAGCAUACGUGGAAAUGAUGCUCUGGUGACUUUCGAAGAGAUUUUGGAGCUGGCCAACUAUCACAAUGCGGACUUCAUUCUCUUGGGUGGUGAUCUCUUCCAUGACAACAAGCCGUCGCGUAAGUCGAUGCAUGGCGUCAUGUCCCUGAUGCGUCGCUAUUGCGUUGGACAGCGGCCGUGUAAGAUUGAAUUCCUCAGCGACCAGUCGAUCAACUUUCCGCCACCCUUUCCGGUGGUGAAUUUCGACAGCCCCGACUACAACAUUGCAAUGCCAAUAUUCUCCAUUCAUGGAAACCAUGACGAUCCGACUGGAGAUGGCUCCUUGUCCUCCAUGGAUAUACUCAGUGUCAGUGGAUUGGUGAACUAUUUUGGCCGAGCCAGUAAUGUUGAUGACAUCACCUUGUCGCCGCUGCUGAUGCGCAAAGGCAGGACGAAGCUCGCCCUCUACGGCCUGGGGAGCAUUCGCGACGAACGCUUGCACCGGACGUUUCUCAAGAAGAACGUGAAGCUGCUGCGGCCACGCGAGAACACGGAGGAUUGGUUCAACCUGUUCACUAUCCAUCAGAACAGAUCUCGACAUGGGAAGACCAAUUACAUCCCUGAGCAGUUUCUUGACAACUUCCUGGAUCUCGUUGUUUGGGGCCAUGAGCACGAAUGUCUCAUUACACCAACCAUGCACCCAACAAACAAUUUCUUUUUGACGCAGCCAGGUUCCUCGGUUGCCACUUCGCUCAGCGAGGGUGAAGCAGUUCCCAAGCACAUUGCGUUAGUUGAGAUCAAAGACAAGCAGUUCAAUCUGCACAAGCUGCCAUUGCGUACUGUCCGUCCUUUCAUCAUGUCUGAAGUUGUUCUGGCCAAGACAGCACUCGAGGCUGCCAAGGAGGAGAGAGUGCUCGACUUCUUGCGUGAAAAGGUAGAAUCCAUGAUAGAGGAAGCUACUGAUCAGUUGCUGGAUGAAGAGCGAGAGCCAAUGAAACCUUUGAUCCGUCUCAAGGUGGAGUACAGUGGUGGCUUUUCCACACUCAGCUCUCAGCGAUUUGGUCAGCAGUUUGUGGACAAAGUUGCCAAUCCGCGUGACAUUCUUCUCUUCUAUCGCAAGCGACAGACCUACACCGGUAAGGAGGAAACGGAUGCGGAAGCUGCGCCAGUGCCCAAUUUCACCCCGGACCAGUUGGACAGUUCACGUGUGGAGGAUCUUGUGUCCGAUUUCAUGUCGAAGAGUGACCAGAUGAACGUCCUAUCCAGCAAAGCUCUUGGCAUGGCGGUAAAAGAGUACGUAGACAAGGAGGAGAAAGAAGCAAUUUCCGAAUUUGUGAAGUACUCACUCAACCAGACGCAGUCGUAUCUCAAGCAGCGCAAAGCAACUGAAACGGAUUACUUGCAGCUCAUUCAGCACCGGCAGCAGCAGAUGCGAUUGAGAGAAGAAGACGAAGCGGAAGCCAAAGAGAUAUUGGAAAAAGUGGGAAAGGAGCGGGCAUCACAGCCUCCUAAAGAGGCCGCUAGUGACUCGGAUGUUUCCUCAGAUGACGAUGAUAUUGACAGCAGUUCUAAGGCAGCGAAACCCACCCGUGGCCGAGGUUCACGUGGCGGCCGGGGCUCAAGAGGUGGUCGUGGCGGGUCACGAGAAACAGCUAAGACUGCUACCCCAUCAACACGUGGUCGGGGUAGAGGCAGAGGUCGGGGUGCCACUUCGUCAUCAGGAGCGACAAGCACGAUACAAUCCUCUUUCCAGCGUGCAAGUGCACUCAGUUCUCAGAAAUCAGCAGUCGUAGCCAUUCCGAGUGAUAGUGACGACGAUGACAUCAUCGAGGAAUUUGAUGCGCCAAAGUCUUCACGCGGUGGUCGCCUGGCUGCCGGUGCUCGUUCGAAUGCAGCUGAUGCGCCAUCUUCUCGGUUAACUACAUCGUCAUCCAGACCAGCUGCAUCGGCGGCAUCAUCCUCUCGCGCCAGUUCUCGGCGCAAGGCUAACGUUCAAUAUGAUGAUGAGGAUGAUGACUCCAAUCCCUUCAGCAUGGAUUCGUUUCAGCCAGAGAAGAAAAGAGCACGGCGUGUAUGACACUCGACAUGACUGUGUGCGGUUCGAUUCAACUGUCAGCAGCUUGUCAAAACGCUCUUUCUCUCUCUCUCUCACUCACUCACUCUCUCUCUCUCUCUCUCUCUCUCUCACACUCACUCACUCUGUGGGUCUUGCCUUGCUGUAUGCAGUAUGUUCGCACUUGACGUGAACUAUUUGCAACUGUUUGCCUGGUUGGCAAUGGCGAAGUGGCACAAUUGCAGAGUGCACCGGGGGGGGGGGGGGGGGACUCUAGUACACGUAACUGUAUAAGGUGCCUGGUGCGAUUGUGUUCAUAGUUGUUAGGUACAUAAAAUAAGUAUGUACCGUGUGCAUUUGUUGAGCGCCACGGCCGGUCGUCAACGUGCCUAGUCUCCCCACAGCCGUAGCCAACUGUUCGCAGUGAGUCUGCACGCAUCGCUUCAUGUUGCUCCUUGUUGUACAUGAAAAUGCCGUACUUGUGUUGUAGUCUUGAGGACGUUUGGCAGUGCCGGAGGUGGAGGCACGUGACCGUGCACUAUGCAGGCUUUGCUCUUGCCAUGUGCAUUGUGAUAUAGCUGGUCCCAUCCUAUGUUCUGCUUCUGUUUGCGACCACUCAGCUUUAGCCAUUCGUCGGACAUGUAUGUGGAGCCAAUGUUCUUUUUCGUAGCCAACCGUUUUUACCUUUGUACAUGUACUAUAAUUAUGAGAGCUGGACUCUUUUUUUAGCCUCCUUGAUUCCUCUUCCAAUUAAUUCUACAUUAAUAAUUUGUCCCCUAACUUUCAUAUCCGUAUCACAUCA